AUGACAGAGAGACAGCGCGAUGCGUAUGACCGAGUCCUGAAUGCGAGUAGAUAUUUAUCGCUACAGCGGGAGCAGCUUGGCGAUGCAGAAGCGCAGGCGGUCGCUGAGGCUCUCAAAGAGAACACGGUGAUUGGCGAUGCUGGUGCAAAGGCAAUUGCAGAGGCACUCAGACUGAACAAGACGCUGCAACAUCUCUAUCUGCAACAGAAUCAGAUUGGUGAUGAUGGAGCGCUGGCCAUUGCUCAAACGCUCAGAGUGAACACGACGCUGCACACGCUCUAUCUGAACGACAAUCAGUUGGGUGAUGGUGGAGCACAGGCGAUUGCUGAGGCACUCACAGUAAAUGGGACGUUAGCAACACUCUCUCUGGGUGAGAAUCAGAUUGGCGAUGCUGGAGCGCGCGCGACUGCAGACGCACUCAAAGUAAACAAGGCGCUGACUGAGCUCCAUCUGAGUGGCAAUCAGAUUGGCGAUGCUGGCGCGCAAGCGAUUGCUGAAGCACUCAAACUGAACACGACACUGACUCAGUUCUACUUUUACAAGAAUCAGGUAGGCGAUGCUGGAGCGCAAGCGAUUGCAGAGGCGCUCAAAGUGAACUCGUCGUUGACUGAGGUCAACUUGGACACAAACCAGAUUGGCGAUGCUGGAGCGCAGGCGAUCGCUGAGGCACUCAAAGUGAACACGACGCUGACUGCGCUCAAGCUUAACAAUAACUGCAUCAGCGACGUUGGCGUUCAAGCGAUUGACGGGGCGCGCAACGGCACUCUGACCAACCUUGUCAUCUCCCGCCAGAUAAACCCUCUUGCAUUCUCCUUACUUCCACGCAAAGCAACUGCUGAAGACACUCAGACCGUGUUUCGAUUGCUGAUUCGUGGGCCGGAACUGAACGACCAAUCCGCACAUCUGCCACUCCUACCUGCGGAGAUUGCCGAGCGCAUCAUGGACGAAGCGUAUUACUUUCCAGGCAUCCAGCGCACGAAGCGAGAAUGGUUCUUGAGCGAUCAACCGAACAAUGCUCUGAAAGUCACCAUGCCUCGAAGCAUCGAUGGAAAUUCCAUCCGCGUGAAGGCAAUUCAAGUGCUUCGUGCACAUCUCGAUGUCGCACAGAGCAGCGUUUUCGAGUUGAUUGUCCGAGAUGAGCACGUGACUCAUCCCAUCAUCCGGCAAAUGCGCGAGGGUUGGGAGAUCCAACUGCGACCGUGGUUUGCACAGGAGGUGCUGCUCGAGUCUCUGUACGUCGGAUAUGUUUAACGACAGUUUCACAAUGGCUUGUGUGUCCAAUACAUUGAAAGUUCCCGACAGUGUUCAAGGCCAGCCUUCCCCGUUGUCCAUUCCAAUAAACCCAACAAACAGCCUUCGUGUUCCAAAG
Molecule: messenger RNA, 1369 nt
Organism: Capsaspora owczarzaki ATCC 30864
Lineage: Eukaryota; Filasterea; Ministeriida; Capsasporidae
Product: NOD3 protein
Exons: 12
Coding region: 1-1251 (416 amino acids)
Biological process (GO): activation of GTPase activity; nucleocytoplasmic transport
Cellular component (GO): nucleus; perinuclear region of cytoplasm; cytosol
Molecular function (GO): GTPase activator activity; small GTPase binding
Source: RefSeq, a predicted model, not a curated record